Molecule: messenger RNA, 348 nt
Organism: Pleurotus ostreatus (oyster mushroom)
Lineage: Eukaryota; Fungi; Basidiomycota; Agaricomycetes; Agaricales; Pleurotaceae
Exons: 8
Coding region: 1-348 (115 amino acids)
Source: RefSeq, a predicted model, not a curated record
AUGCUCCAUGCAUGCGCCACGUUUGCUGCUCUUGCCGCAACGUCUCAAGGCUCGCUUUCGAUAAACGUGUCUGAUCACCGAAUUGAUAUACGUCGUGGUCAUCAUCUUGUUCGUGACUCUCAGAGACUCGUUCGUGUGGCUAGUCGUGUUGGCUCGCGGAACAAAAGUACCGUCAAACUGUCUACUAUCUUCCCAACACAGCCGCUAACCGAGCCUACGUUCGGCGCGUCGAUAAACCACGACUUCCCGCUCAUCAUCACCGUCAGUACGGUGAACGAUACUCGUCGCGACCACGACACAGCGAGCGAGUUCACCACCGCUCCCAACUCGGUGCAAGAGAUCAAAUGA